This is a messenger RNA of Cuscuta campestris, 2214 nucleotides long. NCBI's taxonomy places the organism in Eukaryota, Viridiplantae, Streptophyta, Magnoliopsida, Solanales, Convolvulaceae. The record is from the annotation of a GenBank genome assembly.
CUUGCACAUGACAAGGAUUAUUAGAGGAAAAAAUUUGUCAUCAUCCCGUUAAUGUAUAUGCUAAAGUAUUGUCUGUUCCAAGAUGAUGUUUCCAAGCAGUUUUGUGCCUGAAAACUGGAUGUAGGGUAAACAUAAUUUUUUAAAAUUUAAAAAUCACACUGGAAGUUCUACAAAGCAAGAUGUGACGUGACUAUAUUAAUUAAUCAAACGAGUAAUGGGAAUAGGCAAUGUGUAUAAAGUUUGGCCUUGUAAAUAGUGAAUAAGAAUUCAUUUUAGAAUGAAGGGAGCAUGUGUUUUUUUACUUUAUUUUUUCUUUGAGGUGAUAUGCAUGCUUUAUUAAGAUACCCUGAAUUGAAGGGAGCGAGAACCAUUUCAUGAAGUUCGUGUUCACAGUUAGUUUCCAACUUUCAUGUUUUUUUUGUCAAUGGAGAAUAGUCAUGGAAUCAAGAUUGUGAAUCCAAAUGAUCUUAUAUAUGUAUUUUCCUACGAGAUGCAUAUUUUGAUGUAGCAGAAUUGCCUCUUCGACUUGAUGCAGAUGCCACAAGAGAAAAUUGUGCAAAUACUUGAAAAAGCGGGCUUUUAUUUGGAAGACAGGGACACUGAUAUGAGCCAUGUUGAGAGUUUCUUGUGGCCAUCAUUCUUGAUGAUGUGUAGCGUUCCUACAAUUGGAAAGCAUGCAGAAAAACCCAAUCAAUUGACAAAAAACCCAUCGUUGGAUGAAGAAGAGGAUGGCGGCACACCUAGCGAUAACAACGUCCUGGUCUUAAGAUUAAGGAUAUAUUCGGUGUCUAGCAUCAGCGAAUUCUGCUCUUGGACUUCACGAAACUUAUAAAAAGCACAACUAUGUCUGCUCCCUUCCAACAUUAAAGUAUCAUCGGGAAUGGCUUGGUUUCCAUACUCCCCUGGGAACAGAAUUGCAUAGGCCUCUACAAUUGUCUCUCCAGCUUCUGCCUAUGCCACAAGUAUGUUGCGUAUUUGGGAAUCAGUUUCAGGUAUAGCAGGCAAGACAUCCAACAUAUAAGCAGCCAAAGAAUAAAGAUGGUGUUUGAAGGCCACGGAUUUUGGAGAUGACUAUGAAAUCACCAGAAUGGACAUCAUUUGGGUUAGUCAAUAUUGUUUUAAGGGACGAUGACUGGGUUGAAUGUCUUGAGAUGGUUUCUUUUGUCAGCAAAACCCUUGAGAACCACGAGAGCAUAACUCAGAUCAAAACUGAAUCAAUUGUCGAGCUAUUUGUGGGAUCUGCAGGGAAAUCAACAAGUCCUAAAAUAGAUUUGCGAUGACAGAAGGUUGUGAUGGCGGGGGGUGGUUGCCUUCAACGAGAAGUCCUAGAACAGAUCUGCGAGGAGGGCUUGCGGGUUGUGUUCAAUGACUGUCUUCAACGAGAAGACCUGGAAUAGAUCUAUGACAGCGUAAGGUCUGCGACGGUGGGGGUGGGAGAGUGGCGAUGACAAGAACAUCGGCAGUGGUGCCGAAGAACAGUCGGUCGGUGAACCGCCGCCGGCGUUGGCAACACCGGUAGAUGGCUUAUGACGGUGGAGAGGGCAACUAGGUUGAGGGGUAUAAGGGGAAAUGUCAAUACAAUUUUUAUAACACAUAAAUUUGCGUGGCGGGUCAAACCGGGAAGUUCUUUUUUUGGACAGAGGGAGUAUAAGGCUGGUAAUGGCCAUUAUUGCAGAUUUAUGCUCAUGUACCUUUACGCCCCUACUGUAUCUCUCCGACCUCCUAUUGCACUAAAUACUGCAACUCUUACUAAGUUUUUCUACAAUUGUCCUGAAAAUGCAUUCUAGGUUGCUCUGUUUGGAACAUCAUUUUCAUUGUUGCAGAGAUUUGGUGCUAUAGCACAAAAUGGGGCAAAACUCUUUGCAGUAGGCACCACUUCUUCUAUGGAAACAAAUAGAUUUGGAUUGAGUAAAUCUUGAAGGACGUAUAUAAGAUAAACAAAAGUAAUUUUUUUACCGGUUUUCUUACAAGUUUUACUUUGAAUUAAUUAAAAACAACAAUUGAUUCUUUCUUAACAUAUGAUUACCAUUGUAGAAUUAUCCAUAAUUUUUUUGUAUUACGAGUAUUAUUUUUUUGGACAUAAGUUUUGACGUUUUGUUUGAAGUUCUUUUUUUCAGUUAGAAGUCCUUUGAGGUUGAGGAUUUUGAUAUGUAACGAUCAAGAUAAACCAGAUUGGGAGACUACGAUUGUUGUGUAUAAAGAGGUUUUUAUGAA